GAAAGAAAUGCAUAUUUUCACUGGUAGCUUUCUAGCAAUGCUUCUGUCCCAGUAUCUAUGCCCGGUGCUUAUCGUUCUGUUUGCAACAACGUGCAUACUCCUGGUAUAUCAACGAAUUCAAGAGAACACUGGUCUUCCUCCGGGUCCAUUCUCUUUGCCAAUUAUUGGUAAUCUUCAUUUACUCGGCAGCAAACCUCAUGAACGACUUACAGAGUUGGCCAAGACGUUUGGUGAUGUGUAUAGAUUACAAUUAGGAUCUCGCCGUGUUAUUGUCUUGAAUUCUCUGGACUGUGUUAAGGAAACAUUAGUGAAGAAAUCUAGCGAUUUUUCCAGCCGACCGCCGUUGAACAGUCUGCAAGCAUGCGAAGGAAGUCUAACAUUUGGACCUUACGAUGAAAUGUACGUCAAGAAACGACGGUUAGCCCACCUUUGCAUGCAUAGCUUUAUGUCAGAUCACGAACGACUGGACUCUCAAAUUAACAAUGGUUUGGAAAAUCUUUGCAAACGAUUUUCAGACCAUAACGAAGAAUUUGAUCCAAUUCAUGACAUAAAACAUGCAGUCGCUGAAAUGAAUUUUAACUAUACUUUUGGCGAGGAUAUUGAACCUAAGAAUAAAGAGAAACUGAACGGAAUAUUGAAAGAGUUUAGCGAAUUCAACGUCAGCGGUUUACCGGAUUUUUUACCAUGGUUAAGUCCAUUGUUCGAAAGAUCAUUCAAAAGAAUAAAGGAAAUUAUUGCUCAUCUUUUGAACUUUGUCCGCCACAUUUACUUUGAGAAGAAAGAAAAAUUCAACAAGAAAAACAAAAUCGGUUGCAUCGGUGAUGCAUUAGUGCGAUGUUAUGAGAAUGGUACUAAUGAAAGAUUGGUUGCUCUUGGUGAAGAACUUGACUUGAAUGAAGAGAAUGUUGCUACAUUGUUAACAGAUUUGUAUGGUGCAAGUGUUGAUACAACCAGUACAAGUCUUAUUUGGGCGGUUCUUUAUCUCGCUUGUCACCCAAACAUUCAAGAUCGCCUGUACCAGGAACUAAAGGAUGUUGUUGGACUGAACUGCAUAAGCGUGAACGAUAAAAAUCGCUUGCCGUUCUUAGAGGCAACUGUUUUAGAAACUCUACGAUAUAGCACAGUUCUUCCUCUAGCUGUACCACAUUAUGCAGAACGCGAGACAAGUGUCGGACCUUACAGAGUCCCUGAAGACACUAUCGUUUUCGUGAACUUAUGGGCUGUUAACCACGACGAAAGAGUUUUCAAAGAUGCCUUAAAAUUUGAUCCUGGUCGUUUUAUCGAUGAAAAUGGUGAAGUAAACAGAGCUCGUUUUUCUUCUAUACCAUUCUCAACUGGCACUCGUAAAUGUCUUGGUCACUUGCUUGCUCAACUGCAGUUGUUCUUACUUCUUGGUGGUAUUGUACACAAGUAUAGAAUUGAACUGUCGGGUUGUCCAAGUCUUGCACCUGAAUUUGGUUUUAUUCUACGACCACAGUCUUUUAAAAUUAAGGUUUCUGCAAGAUAAAAGACUGAAACAUUCCAGUUCUAAAUCAUUUUGAUUAGUCAUAUUGGAAGAAUUGAAAUUAGCUUAUAGUGGCAAACAGCACAAAAGACAUAUUUUGUUAUUUUUGCGAAUAUAGUUGUAUUGAAUUUGACAUCAGGGGCGCUGUAUGAAAACCGGAUAGCGCUAUCCACCGGAUAGUGAUUUUUUUAACCGUUCUUUAAAAAUGCUUGAAAAGCGAAUAAAAUUUCAUCUUUGGAACCAACAGUUAUUAAAGACGAUUCUCGAUUUAUGAAUGCUAAGAAUUAAGUUAUAGAAAACAAUAAGGGAACUUAAGGUGAAACUAUCCGGUGGAUAGCACUAUCCGGCAUACAACCGGCCCCAGAGUUAUAUGGUUACCAAAAAUUAUAUGCUACAGAAUGCGCUUUUCUUUUAAGUGCACUCUUCCACAAUAAAAUUUGAUAUCUUGCCUAUUUUACAAACUGCAUUUGCUUACCUGCAUGUUUCCACUGAACCAUGUUGUGAUUUAUUUUU
Dendronephthya gigantea is the source of this 2017-nucleotide messenger RNA. RefSeq names its product cytochrome P450 1A1-like. NCBI's taxonomy places the organism in Eukaryota, Metazoa, Cnidaria, Anthozoa, Malacalcyonacea, Nephtheidae. The transcript has a single exon. Gene Ontology annotation, molecular function: monooxygenase activity; oxidoreductase activity, acting on paired donors, with incorporation or reduction of molecular oxygen; heme binding. The record is from RefSeq and is a predicted model, not a curated record. Bases 8 to 1507 code for a protein of 499 amino acids.